Molecule: messenger RNA, 744 nt
Organism: Penicillium odoratum
Lineage: Eukaryota; Fungi; Ascomycota; Eurotiomycetes; Eurotiales; Aspergillaceae
Exons: 3
Coding region: 1-744 (247 amino acids)
Source: RefSeq, a predicted model, not a curated record
AUGGUGUCCACGCGACAUCACCCCAAGGAAUUUCCCUCACCCACGCAAGCCGCAAAAGAACUGGCCAAGUCCUCACCUGCGCCCACUACUACCGGCAAUGCGCGCAAAUGGGUCCAUACACCAUCGGUCGCCCUGACCGUCUGGCUUGUCUUCUCUGUACCUCUCGUCAUAUGGGAUGCCGGCUAUGUACUGUUGCGACCACAUAGUAUGCCUGGAGGUCGCUUGCACUCCCCCGUCUGGACACCGUACGCGCUAUACGGCCAGAUCGACUAUAUUUAUGGCUGGCCCGCAUUCAAUGCGCGCAAUGGUUUCACCGCCGCGCAAACAGUCAUGAACAUUAUCGAGACCCUGGGUUAUCUGUACUAUCUAUGGAUUGUGUACCGCCACGGUGCCACUGUCACGAGUAACCACGGCGCGCCGAAGCUGAAGAAAGGCCUAGUCUGGUUGCUGACUGGUGACAAAGUGGUAGCUGGGCAAACUGGCGCGAUCGCGCUCAUGGUCGCGUAUACUGCAUCGGUUAUGACUCUCAGCAAAACCGUUCUUUACUGGCUGAAUGAAUUUUUCUCCGGCUUUGAUAAUGUUGGCCACAAUGAUGCUCUAACUUUGAUUGCGAUGUGGAUGAUUCCGAAUGGCCUAUGGAUUGUCUUCCCUUCCUAUAAUAUCUACUCUCUUGGGGGAGAAAUCCUCAACGCGUUGGAACAAGCGAGCCCUCGUGGUCGCGUGGGACGUCCUAAAGCCUCAUAG